GGGAGAGAGUUGCAGACACUUGGUAACGCAUCACAGCAGGACAGUCAGUCGAAGCUCAAGGCUCUCAGCCGCUGACGAACGGACGGCAGGUGCAGGCGAUGUUGUGGUGUGUGGGAUCAGGUGGCAGGAUGACGUUGGCCAAGCUCCUCCUUCCCUUCCUCAUGCUCCAGCCCUUCUCUGAAGCCUCCAACCAACCGCCAAGCUUCAACAACUACUUCUUCAAGACCUACCUCCUGAUCUACGAGAACACGGCCAUCGGUUCCUCGGUCACCCAGCUAAGGGCCGACGACCCUGAAGGUGAGCCCCUCAUCUACGGGGUGGUGGGUGAGGAGGCCAUGAGGUACUUUGCCGUGGACAGAGAGACCGGCGUGGUCUGGCUGAAACUGACCCUGGACCGCGAGUCUGUGUCACAGAUGCAGGUGGAGUUCUCCGUGAGUGACAGCCAAGGGGUGGUCAAAGACACGGUGAACAUCCUUAUCGGGGACGUCAACGACAACGCGCCAAGCUUCCACGGGCUGCCGUACACCGUGCACAUCCCGGAGAACACGGCUGUGGGGACGUCGGUGUUCAUGGUGAACGCCACCGACCCGGACCAGGGCACCGGGGGCAGCGUCCUCUUCUACUUCCAGCCGCCGUCGCCCUUCUUCGCCAUCGACGGCGCCCGCGGCAUCGUCACGGUCAACCGGACGCUGGACUACGAGACCACCUCAGCCUACCAGCUCACCAUCAACGCCACGGACCAGGACAGGUGGCGGCCUCUGUCCCGGUUGACCAACCUGGCCAUCCUGAUCACAGACAUCCAGGACAUGAACCCGGUCUUCACCAACCUGCCCUACAGCACCAACAUAGCGGAGGACAAGCCCCCGGGCUACGAGGUGCGGAAGAUAAGAGCCAUUGACCAGGAUCUGGGACGCCCGCGUGGGAUUGGCUACACCAUCAUCUCAGGUAACACCAACAGCAUGUUCGCCCUGGACUACAUCAGUGGCUCGCUGACUGUCAACGGCCAGCUGGACCGAGAGAACCCGCUCUACUCAGCGGGAUUCACCAUCACCGUCAGGGGGACAGAGCUGAAUGACGACCGCACCCCCUCGGACGCCAUGGUGAUGACCACCUUCACCAUCCUGCUGAUCGACCGGAACGACAACGCCCCCACCUUCAACAGCUCCGAGUACCGCGUGCGCAUCACCGAGCUGGCCCAGGUGGGCUUCGCCCUGCCCCUCUUCAUCCAGGCGGAGGACAAGGACGAGGGGGUGAACAGCAUGUUCCAGGUGGUCCUCACGGGGAACAACUCGGACCACUUCACCAUCUCGCCAACGGCGGUGCAGGGACGGGCAGACAUCCGCGUGCGCGUGGCCGUGCCUUUGGACUACGAGAAACUCCGCCGCUACAGCUUCUCCCUCUACGCCAACGAGUCCAUGUCGGACCACGUGGGCUUCGCCCGCAUCUUCAUCGACCUCAUCAACGAGAACGACAACCGGCCCAUCUUCAGCCAACCCGUGUACAACAUCAGCCUGCCCGAGAACACGCCCACCGGCACACCGCUGAUCCGCAUCCUGGCAACAGACGGAGACAUUGGUACAUUUGGAACAGUGCAUUACUUCUUCAACGAAGAACCAGACCAGUUCUCCCUGGACUCGCGGACGGGCUGGGUGGGCCUGCGGGCCGGCCUGGACUACGAGCUGAUGCGGCGCUUCACGGUGACGGUGCUUGCCCGGGACGGCGGCGGCGAGGAGACCACGGGCCGGCUGCGCAUCAACGUGCUGGACGUCAACGACAACGCGCCGCUGUUCCAGAAGGAGGCGUACCUGGGUAUGCUGCGGGAGAAUGAGCAGGGCCCGCAGUACGUGGCCCGUGUCAGGGCUACAGACGAGGACUCUCCGCCCAACAACCACCUCACCUACACCAUCACCUCCGCCUCCGCCUUCCCCGAGUACUUUGACAUCCUGAUGCAGGAGGGCUACGCAGUGAUCAGCGUGAACAGCCCCCUGGACUAUGAGCGGGUCCCGGCGGGGCGGAUCCACCUGACGGUGAUGGCCCGGGACGGGGGCAGCCCGGCCCUCAACAGCAGCGUGGCCGUCACCCUGGAGCUGUUUGAUGAAAAUGACAACCCACCUACAUUCAGCCUGCCUUCCUACAUUGUCAAAAUCUCGGAAAACAUUAUCGCAGGGGCGACGGUGCUGUUCGUGAAUGCCACUGAUUUGGACGCCUCCCGGGAGUUUGGCCAAGCCUCCCUCAUCUACUCCCUGGAGGGCUCCUCCCAGUUCCGCCUCAACUCGCGCUCAGGGGAGAUCACCACGACAGCCAUGCUAGACCGGGAGCUGAAGGCCGAGUACAUCCUGAUCGUCCGCGCCGUGGACGGGGGUGUGGGCCCGCAGCAGAAGACGGGCAUCGCCACGGUGAACAUCACCAUCCUGGACAUCAACGACAACGCCCCCGGCUGGAGCGACGAGCCAUACCACGCCAACGUGGUGGAGAUGAGUCCCAUGGACACGGACGUCCUGUCGGUGCUGGCGGUGGACCCCGACGACGGGGACAACGGCGUGGUGGAGUACCGCAUCAGCCCGCCCAACCCCUUCUACACCAUCAGCAACAGCACGGGCAAGAUCCGCACCACCGGGGUCACCCUGGACCGCGAGAGCGCCGACCCCCGCAACGCCCUGCUCAUGAGGACCAUCGUCAUCUCCGCCUCCGACCGAGGCACACCGCCACUGCGUGCGUCCGUGAGCACUACCGUCUUUGUCAACCUGCUGGACCUCAAUGACAACGACCCCACCUUCGUCAACCUUCCCUUCGUGGCCGAGGUGCUGGAGGGGCUGCCCCUGGGGUCUUCUGUCUUCAAGGUCCAGGUGGAGGACCCCGACGAGGACAACAACGGCCUGGUCACCAUGGCGCUGCAGGUGGGCAUGCCGCGGCUGGACUUCCACCUCAACACGUCCACGGGCGUGCUGACCUCCACGGCCCCCCUGGACCGCGAGCAGAUCGCCCAGUACUACCUGAGGAUCGUGGCCCACGACGCCGGGAAGUUCCCCCGCACCUCCACCUCCACCUUGACCAUCACAGUGCUGGACGUGAACGACGAGACCCCAACCUUCUUCCCGCGGCGGUACAACGUGUCGCUGCAGGAGGACGUCCCCCGGGACCACGCCGUGGCGCGCCUCAACUGCUCCGACAACGACGCCGGGCUCAACGCCGAGCUCAGCUACUUCAUCACAGACGGAAACCAGGACGGUAAAUUCAGCGUGGGCUUCAGAAACGGGGUGGUCCGCACGGUGGUGGGGCUGGACCGAGAGACCCAGGCCGCCUACACGCUGGUCAUCGAGGCCAUAGACAACGGCCCAGCGGGCAGCAGGCGGACGGGCACGGCCACCGUGUUCGUGGAGGUGCUGGACGUGAACGACAACAGACCCAUCUUCCUCCAGAACAGCUACGAGGCCAGCGUGCUGGAGAACGUGGCCAACGGGACCAGCGUCCUCCAGGUCCAGGCCACAGAUGCGGACCAGGGAGAAAAUGGCCGGGUGUUAUACAGGAUCCUCUCUGGCAACAACAACAGGCUGUUCACCAUCGAGCAGCGGACGGGGCUGGUGUCCCGGGGCCUGCGGGCUCUGGACCGCGAGAGCACCAGCUCACACGUGUUCGAGGUGGAGGCCUACAACAGCGACCAGGGCCGCAUGAGGAGCUCCGUGCGGGUGAUCGUCUACGUGGAGGACGCCAACGACGAGGCGCCCGUCUUCACCCAGCAGCAGUACAACCGGCUGGGCCUGAGGGAGACGGCCGGCAUCGGCACCUCCGUCAUCGUGGUGCGUGCCACCGACCCCGACACUGGUGACGGUGGCUCCGUGGCCUACGCCAUCGUGUCGGGCUCGGACCGCAAGUUCGAGGUGGACGUGAGCACGGGGCUGGUGACCACGGUGGACCACCUGGACUACGAGACCAAGACGUCGUACCUGAUGAAUGUGUCGGCCACCGACCAGGCCCCGCCCUUCCACCUGGGCUUCUGCAGCGUGUACGUCACGCUGCUCAACGAGCUGGACGAGGCCGUGGCCUUCUUCGCCGCCGGCUACGAGGCGGCGCUGGUGGAGAACAUCGCCACGGGAACAGAGGUGGCGCAGGUGCGGGCGCAGUCGGCUGACAACCUGAACCAGCUCACGUACCGCUUCGACCCGGACACCUCGCCGGCCGCGCUCGCCCUCUUCAGGAUCGACGGCGUCACGGGUCGUAUCACAGUGAAGGGGUUGCUGGAUAGAGAGAUGGGUGACCUCUACACCCUGACUGUGGUGGCGGACAAUGGAGGACCCAGAGAGGACUCCACCGUGAAGGUGUCCAUCACCAUCCUGGAUGAGAAUGACAACCGGCCAGAGUUUGACAUCACGUCGGACACGUCGGUGAGCAUCCUGGAGAACACCCCCAUCGGAGUGAAGGUGGCCACGGUCCUGGGGAGGGACAAGGACGCUGCGGCCAACGGGAUGGUGAACUUCACCCUGGUGGCGGGGAACAUGCAGGACGUGUUUGAGAUCCGGACGGUGAACCACACCUACGGGGAGGUCUACGUCAACUCCCCGCUGGACCGCGAGUCUGUGGACCGCUACCUGCUCAAGGUGCGGGCCAUGGACAACGGCGCCCCCCCCAGGUUCACGGACCACUCCCUCACCGUCAACAUCCUGGACGUCAACGACAACGCGCCCGUGGUGGAGAGCCGGCGGGGCUACAACGUCAGCGUCAGCGAGAACGUGGGCGGGGGCACCUCUGUCCUGCGCGUGGUCGCCACGGACCGCGACAUCGGCCCCAACGCCAUGCUGUUCUACUACAUCACCGCCGGCAACCAGGACCUCACCUUCCGCAUGGACCGCAUGACGGGCGAGAUGGUGACGCGCCCGGCCCCCCCCGACCGCGAGCACCAGCAGGAGUACCGGCUGGUCGUCACUGUGGAGGACGACGGCGAGCCCCCGCUGUCGACCUCCACCACCGUCCAGGUCAGCAUCGUGGACGAGAACGACAACGCGCCCGAGUUCCCCGAGGAGGAGUAUGUGACGGUGCUGAGCGAGGGGCCCGAGACGGUGGGGGCCACCAUCGCCACGGUGACGGCCGUCGACCCGGACGAGGGGCUCAACGGCACCCUGCGCUACGCCGUCGCCCGUGGCAACCUGGCUCAGACCUUCUCCAUCAACCAGUUCACGGGACGGAUCACUGCUUUGAAGGAACUGGACUUUGAGAUCAGCAAUGGCCACUACACACUGGUCGUCACAGCAACCGACCAGUGUCCCAUCCCUGGCCUUCGGCUGACAUCAAGCACAACGGUCCUGGUGAACGUCCUGGACGUGAACGAUCAGACCCCCACCUUCCCCAAUGCCUUCGAGGGGCCCUUCGAGGUGACCGAGGGCCAGCCGGGGCCCCGGGUCUGUACCCUGAGGGCCAUCGACGAGGACUCGGGCCUCAACGGCAAAGUGGAGUACAGCAUCACGGCAGGAGACCUCCAGAGUGAGUUCAUGGUGUCCCCGGUGGAGGGGGAGCUGCGCGUGCGGAGGGACGUGGAGCUUGACCGGGAGACCACGCCCUUCUACAACCUGACCGUCACGGCCCUGGACCUGGGCACGCCCCCCCGCAAUAGCACGGUGGUAGUGGGCGUGCGUGUCCGGGACAUCAACGACAACGACCCGGUGCUGCUGAACCUGCCGCACAACACCAGCGUGAGCGAGGGCGCCGCCGUACACACCACCGUGGCCACCGUGCGCGCCCGUGACGCCGACAGCGGCCGCAACGCCUUGCUUACCUUCAACAUCACCGCCGGCAACCAGGACGGGGCGUUCUACAUCAACGACACUACAGGUGUGGUGCAGGUGAACAGGCGUCUUGACAGAGAGCGGCUGGCUGAAUACGUGCUGACCGUCACGGUUAAGGACAACCCAGAGAACCCACGCAUCGCACGCAGGGACUCCGACCUCCUGGUGAUCACCAUUCUGGACGAGAACGACAACAGGCCCGUGUUCAGCAGGUCCAGCUACCGAGCAGAGGUCAUGGAGAACUCUGCUGCAGGAAGUACGCUCGCCGUGCUCAACGGGCCGGUGCUGGCCGAGGACAGAGACAUCGGCCCCAACGCCGUGGUCAGAUACCGCCUGCUGGGAGCCAGGCCGGCCCUCUUUAGAGUGGACGUCAACACGGGCGUGCUACACGUGGUCCAGGGGGCGCGCCUGGACCGGGAGGCGUACCUGGAGCCCCGCGUGGAGCUGACCCUGGUGGCGGAGGACGUGGGCGGGCUGAACAGCAGCGUGUCCCUCACCGUCACCAUCCUGGACCAGAAUGACAACCCGCCCAUCUUCACCCCCUCCAGCUACAGCGUCCGGCUUCCCGAGAACAGCCCCACCGGUGUGGUGGUCACCCAGCUCUCGGCCUCCGAUGCGGACGCGGGCUCCAACGGCUGGCUGGCGUACCGCCUGGAGAGCGGCGCCCAGGACCGCUUCGUGGUGGAUGCCGCGUCGGGCGCCGUGCUGGUGGGCAACGCCACGCUGGACCGCGAGGACCGCGGCUCCUACCGCCUGGUCGUCGUGGCGACGGACCGCGGCACGCCCUCGCUGUCGGGCACGGCCACGCUCACCGUGCUGCUGGACGACGUCAACGACUCGCGGCCCCGCUUCCUGGUGCCCGUGACCACCAUCAACGUCAACGAGUCCACGCCGCCGGGCGAGGUGGUCGCCACGCUCGCCGCCACCGACCCCGACACCCGGCCCCGCCUGGAGUACUACAUCAUCUCCGUGGAGGCGCGGGACGACGGGAACCAGCCCGUGGACGGGCUGCAGGAGUCCUUCGGGAUCGACUUCCACACCGGAGCGGUGUUUGUGCGGAACCCGCUCAACAGAGAGCAGGUGGCCACCUUUGAGAUCAUCGUGUCGGUCCACGACAACGCCAGCGAUGUGAUCGACCAGUCCGUCAGUGUGCCCAACGCGAGGCUGACCGUCAACGUGCUGGACGUCAACGACAACGUGCCCCGCUUCCGGCCGUUCGGCGUGACCAACUUCACGGAGAAGAUCCUGGAGGGGGCCCAGCCGGGCACCACGCUGCUGUCGGUGUCGGCCGUGGACCCCGACAGGGGCCCCAACGGACAGGUCAUCUACCAGCUGCUGGACCUCCCCCGGGGGGGCUACCUGAGGCUGGAGGACUCCUCCAUCGGCAAGAUCGUGGCCAACCGCACGGUGGACUUCGAGCAGGUCCAGUGGCUGAACUUCACCAUCCGGGCGAAGGACCACGGCAGCCCCCCCCGCAUCGCCGAGCUGCCCGUCUUCAUGCGCAUCGUGGACGUCAACGACAACAAUCCCGUCUUCACCCAGCCCUCCUAUCAGAGGCCGCUGUACGAGGACAUCGAUCUGGGCACCAUCGUCAUAAGGGUCAGCGCCACCGACGCAGACUCCGGCCUCUUCGCCGUCAUCGAGUACAGCCUGGUGGACGGCGAGGGCAAGUUCGGGAUCAGACCCAGCUCUGGAGACAUCUACAUCCUGUCUCCGCUGGACCGAGAGAGCAAGGACCACUACACCCUGACGGCCGUUGCCAGGGACAACCCCGGGGGCAGCCCCAACAACCGCCGCGAGAACUCAGUGCAGGUCCUGGUGACGGUGCUGGACGUCAACGACUACCGGCCGCGCUUCGCCCGGCGCGCCUUCAACACCAGCGUGUUCGAGAACGAGCCCAGCGGCACCUCCAUCAUCACGCUGUCCGCCACCGACCUGGACGAGGGCGAGAACGGCCUGCUCACCUACAGCAUGCAGGGGGCUGGCGCAGAGGUGUUCUCCCUGGACGUGGACACCGGGCUGGUGCGGUCCCGCCGGCUGCUGCAGUCCUCGGAGCGCUUCAACCUGACGGUGACGGCCACCGACAAGGGCAGCCCUGCCCUGAGCGGCCACGCCUUCCUGCUCAUCACCAUCAUCGACGUCAACGACAACCGGCCCGUCUUCAUCUGGCCCACCAACGGGACCACCGUCAAGAUCUAUGAGGAGAGGCCCGCGGGCCUGGAGGUGUGCUCGGUGCUGGCCACGGACGUGGACGAGGGCGUGAACGGCGAGGUGCGCUACGCCUUCCUGCAGACGGGCGCCGGCAACCGGGACUGGGAGAACUUCCACAUCAACGCCCUCACCGGAGCCAUCACCACCGCGGUCAGGCUGGACCGCGAGAAGCAGAGCCAGCACGGCCUGAUCCUGGUGGCCUACGACCUGGGCCAGCCUGUGCCCUACGAGACCACACAGCCCCUGCAAGUGGUGCUGCUGGACAUCGACGACAAUGAGCCCGUCUUCCUCAAACCACCGCGGGGCAGCCUGCCCUACCAGGUCCUGACUGUUCCAGAGCACUCUGACCCUGGGACCAUGGUGGGCAACGUGACCGGAGCUGUGGACGCAGACGAGGGCUCCAACGCUGUGGUAUACUACUUCAUCGCAGGAGGGAGCGGCGAGGGUAACUUUGAGCUGAACAUAUCAGGAGUGCUCAGUGUGAGGAGGGACCUGGACCGGGAGGAGAAGCCUGUGUACACCAUCAUCGUCAAGGCCUCCAGCAACCGGAGCUGGACCCCCGUCCGGGCGCAGAGGGCCUCCUGGGCCCGGGCGCUGGACCCCGGCCGGGACCCCACCCUGCAGGAGGUCAACAUCUACCUGGAGGACAUCAACGACCAGUCGCCUCGCUUCGUCAAGAAGGAGUACACGGCCGGCGUGGCGGCGGAUGCUAAGGUGGGCUCAGAGCUGAUCAGGGUGAUGGCGGUGGACAACGACAUCGGCAACAACAGCGUGGUGCGCUACCACAUCGUCACCAUCCAGUACAUCCGGCUGCAGUCCAACGACACCGAGGAUAUGGGAGACAUCUUCAUCAUAGACAACACAGGCGUUAUCCGAACCUACGACCUGUUCAGGGCGUACGACCCCGGCUAUUUCCAGCUGGAGGUGCUGGCCUGCGACGAGGCGGGCAACAGCGACAUGGCCGUCGUGGGCAUCUACAUCCUGCGGGAUGACCAGCGCGUCAAGAUCAUGAUCAACGACAUCCCCGAGAAUGUGCGCCUCUUCCAAGACGAGUUCAUCAAGCUGCUGUCCAACAUCACCGGCGCCAUCGUCAACACCGAUGAUGUGCAGUUCCAUGUGAACAAGAACGGCGUGGUGAACUUUUCCCAGACGGACGUGCUGAUCCACGUGGUGAACAAGCAUACCAACCGCAUCCUCGACGUCGAAAGGGUCAUCCAGAUGAUCGACGAGAACAAGGAGCAGCUCAGGAACCUGUUCAGGACCCACAACGUCUUGGACGUCCAGCCUGCUGUCAGCGGGAAGGCGCCGGACGACUUCUCAACGCUGCAGCUGGUCAUCAUUAUCCUGGCUGUCCUGCUGUGCUUGGUGGGCAUUCUGUUCGCCACCAUGAGCUGGCACUUCCGGACUGUACACAAGAGGAAGCUCAAAGCCAUAGUGGCCGGCUCUACAGGGAACCAGGGUCUUAUGGACGUCCUGGAUAUGCCCAACACAAACAAGUACUCUUUUGAGGGGGCGAACCCGGUCUGGCUGGACCCCUUCUGCCGCAACCUGGAGCUGGCAGCGCAGGCGGACCACGAGGACGACCUGCCGGGGGACCUGAGCGAGAUCAGCGACCUGUGGAACAGCCCCGCCCGCACACACGGUACCUUUGGCCGGGAGCCCCAGGCCAAGCCAGAAGACGACCACUACCUGCGGGCGGCGAUCCAGGAGUACGACAACAUCGCUAAGCUGGGACACAUCAUGAGGGACGGGCCCAUCAAGGGCUCCCUGCUCAAGGUGGUUCUGGACGACUACCUGAGGUUGAAGGGGCUCUUUGCAGCCCGACUGGUCACUAAAUCGACCAGCCAGGGAGACCACUCGUCGGUCACGGAGCUGAUCCAGAGCGACCUGGACGAGGAGGACGAGGACCGCCUGAGCUCCGGUGGCGGCGGGCGCGGCACGCUGCGCUUCAAGCACAAGCUCCCGCUCGAGAUGCGGGGUCCCGAGGGCGUGCACGUGGUGCACGGCAGCACGGGCACGCUGCUGACCUCGGACCACAACAGCCUGCCCGAGGACGACCAGCGGGCGCUGGCGCGCUCCCUGGAGGCGCUGAACGCCGACAGCGACGGCGGCUCGCCGUACGCCGAGCGCAACGCCCGCACCGAGUCGGCCAAGUCCACGCCGCUGCACCGCAAUAAGGGCGCCCACCCCCUGUCCGGCAGCCCCCUGGAGGUCACCGAGUUAUGACUAGCCGAGGCCUCGCUGGUCUGAGAGCGCCGCCGUGUGUUUGUGUCCUUGAGGGAAGCCCCACCCAGUAACCCCACCCACCCACUCAGCCCUCACCCCUGUUCCGGCCCACACAGGGCGUCCAUCUUGGGAGGGGUGGGAGUCGUUUAGAAAGCGUUGGAUGAAAAGCAGAUGAGACGGACCUCCCUGGGUACUUGGAGGCAGAGGGGAGGCAGAGGGGAGGCAGAGGGGAGGCAGAGGGGAGGCAGAGGGGAGGCAGAGGGGAGGCAGAGGGGAGGCAGGGAGUGAGUUUGAUGCUUAACUUGUGGUGCCACUUGAAGACGUCAGACGGUUCAGUUGGUGGUUACUGUGGCUACUUGGCUCACGGUUCGACCCGGAGACACAGCCCAGCAGGAGACGGACAGGAAGCUGAACCCGAUGUUGCUAAGCGAUCAACGCAAGACGGUCUCCAUGGCGCUCCAUCUCUUAACGUCCCCACUCGAUCUUUCGGACUGCACACACUCACGCAAGCAUGCAGACACACAGACGGUAGCACAGGCGCACCAGCGAAUGGCCAUUCAAGGGGUCGGAAAGUCACACAAAUCUUUAGAUUUUUUUAAUUGAUAUGAGGAAACAAUCAUUAUUGAACACCUGUGGAUGCGAGGACUACAUGUCGAUAAAAAGGAGCCGAUGUUUCAGAUCAACGCUCAGAACUAUACACAAUAACGGUUUCUCGAUCGCGUUCUUUGUUUCGUACCAAGAGGCUCCGAUGUAAACCUAAGUGAUGUCAAGUCCUGUUGAGAAGGACGAUUCGUCAGCAGGGGGCCAGGGUUAGACAGAUUCUGCCAUUAGCCACGCCUGCGUUCUAUUGGACAGAAUCAACCAAUGGUGUUCAAGGAGACCACUCACUGUUGCUUGAGAGACUUGAUCUCUUAAUGAAAAAAACAUG
Gadus morhua (Atlantic cod) is the source of this 11142-nucleotide messenger RNA. RefSeq names its product cadherin-related 23 (gene cdh23). The transcript is spliced from 69 exons. NCBI's taxonomy places the organism in Eukaryota, Metazoa, Chordata, Actinopteri, Gadiformes, Gadidae. Gene Ontology annotation, molecular function: cadherin binding; beta-catenin binding; calcium ion binding. Gene Ontology annotation, cellular component: plasma membrane; catenin complex. Gene Ontology annotation, biological process: cell migration; multicellular organism development; homophilic cell-cell adhesion. Bases 99 to 10214 code for a protein of 3371 amino acids. The record is from RefSeq and is a predicted model, not a curated record.